Molecule: messenger RNA, 1476 nt
Organism: Hyaloperonospora brassicae
Lineage: Eukaryota; Oomycota; Peronosporomycetes; Peronosporales; Peronosporaceae
Source: the annotation of a GenBank genome assembly
AUGCAGGUGGCUGCGCCCGAGUUUUCGAGUCUGCACGUUGGCAGCGGCCACUGGAACGCCGACGACCAGGCGCUGCUGGAUAUACUGCUCUUGGCCGAUCCACUCGAGACGCCGUCGCCUGCGCGGCCGGAAGUAACGGCAGCGUGGGGAAAAGGAGCGCGUGGGCAGGACGAUGCACUGAAGAGCAAACUGUCGGCCGUCGAGCGCCGCGUGCGGCAUCGGGAGGUCGUGAAGCGCGCGUACCACCGCAAUAAGGCUGCGCUCAAGGGCUUGCGCGACAAAGUAUCGGACCUCGAGCGGCAUUUGGAGACGCUGUCGCUGUCCAAGCAGAAGCCCGAGACGGUCGUUGCGGACCACGUGCAGCAUCGGCACUAUGCAGAGCUCAUUUCCGAGCAAGAGGAGCUGGUCAAGGAGACUGCAAAGCUGCAGCUGUUGCUCGACUGCCGGCACCAAUUUGCGGCGGAUCUCGAGGCAAUGGCUCACUGCGCGACGGCCAAUUCGCUCGACGAGUCGGACAUGUCGGACUCGGACACGGCAACGACGUCGUCGACUGCGUCGAUGGCUACACUGUCGCCGUCGUCGUCGCCUGUGCACUGUAAUAGUACCUCGAGCCGACCACUGACGACGGUCGCAAGCGGUUGUGGGGUGUCCCCCCUGAGUACGAAACACAAGACCAAGCCGUCGUUCUACAGUGAGCCACGGCCGACCUUGGCGGGUCCGACGGUGACGAGCAAGGCGCCAUUGGCAGUGGCUCUACGGAAGCAGCUGGGCUACAAGCCACUGAGCGCUCGCGAGUCAACGGCACUGGUGAACGAGAUCUACCGCUCCGUGCUGUCGUUCUCGUUGAGCGGCAAGGCGAUAAGCACGGGCGUCAGUAUCAUGGGCUGGACGGACAAACGGCUGCUGGACGGCACGAAGCUCAAGUUUUCACUGCGCAAGCAGUUUGCUGGACACAACGCGUUGCACCUGAUGACAAGCACGUGGCAGUGUUUCUCGGACCCAGAGUGCACAGAGGCCAAGUUCCACGGCCUCAUGACGCUGCGUAUCCUGCAGCGCGUGGACGAUGACACGAUCGUAGCGUUGCGCGAGACACAGGGCGAAGACGGCGUGAAGCUCUAUCGAUGUGUGUAUUUAUUGUUCCGCGUACGCACUCGGAAGGGGUUUCUCAUUUGUGUGCAGUCGGUUGCACCCGAACGCCUCACCGACCCCUCGUUGGCUCGUGUCAGCCGAGAUGGCAAACUCGUGCAGUGGACCGAGCUAUCCGGUUGGUUUGUCUUCGAGCCUGCCAGUGAUUGUGGAGAAAACAGUGGCCCGUUCUUCCAGGAAGGCGCACGGGUCGAGUACGGCGGGUGCAUGGACAACGGCGACCACGAAUCGGUCGCGUCGCUUGCGAUGAACACGUUGUCCAUUGUGUUCAAGUGGGAAAGUAUGAUGGUUGGUCCGACCUUUACCCUGCCGUCGUCAAUGUCGUGGUGA